Messenger RNA from Esox lucius (northern pike), 3833 nucleotides. RefSeq names its product granulin b (gene grnb). Gene Ontology annotation, cellular component: extracellular region. NCBI's taxonomy places the organism in Eukaryota, Metazoa, Chordata, Actinopteri, Esociformes, Esocidae. The transcript is spliced from 16 exons. The coding region runs from base 256 to 2508 and encodes 750 amino acids. The record is from RefSeq and is a predicted model, not a curated record.
CGCGGUGCUAGAAUCAUGUGAUAUGUAUAUGUUAGCUAGCUAUCUAGUUUAACGCUACUGUUAUUAGUUUGGAAAAGGCGCAAGUAGGGGCUAAACGAAACACUCCAAUGUCGCUGCGAACGGAAGUCCUUAUAAUUCUAGUCUGAAGUUUUAUAUCGUGCACAGAAAGCAGAAGACUUAAGAGCAUGUAAUACAGUUCUCUGUUUGUAUUACAUAAUCGACGAUAUUCCAUCAUCUGCCUGAACCUUGGAUUCUAUGAACACAAUGUUGACUUUGUGGGUGGGGGCCGUGUGUCUGGCUGUACUCGGCCUGACCUCAGCCCUGAUUUGUCCCGAUGGCAGAAUGUGUGAAGAAGGGAAUACCUGCUGCCAGACCUCCAGCGGCGAAUAUGGCUGUUGUCCUUUACCGAAUGCUGAGUGCUGUUCCGACCACCUGCAUUGCUGCUAUGAGGGCACGGUGUGCGACUUAGCCCUGGCCCGGUGCCUUAAUAGAAGUGUCUCCCUGCCGUGGGUCAGCCGAAUGCCUUCAAAACAGCCCAGCGUUCCUCUGAUCCUGGAGGGAGUGAAGGCCGUCGUUUGUCCCGACGGUGAGGCGGAGUGUCCAGACGACACCACCUGCUGUCAACUCCCAGAAGGCUCCUGGGGCUGCUGUCCCCUGGCCAAGGCGGUGUGCUGUCAGGACAAGAGGCAUUGCUGUCCUGAGGGGACCACCUGUGACCUAGUCCACUCCAAGUGUGUCUCCCCGACUCUGGGGACCUUCCCCAUGAGCAAGAAGGUGCCUUCAAGGAAGAAGCAGACCGCAGUGGGUGGACAAACUGUGACCUCCCCAGGUGGGAAGGGUGUGUGCCCAGAUGGUUUCACCUGUUGCCAGCAACCUAGUGGAGAGUAUGGCUGCUGCCCCUACCUCGAGGCUGUGUGCUGUUCCGACCUUCUUCACUGUUGCCCUGGAAACACAACCUGUGACAUGGAGCGUGAAAUGUGCAUCUCCUCUGAUACGAAGACCCCGCUGGCCAAAAAGAUCCCUGCAACCCCCAACGAUGUGGAAUGUCCAGACAAGUUGUCGUCAUGUCCUGAAGACUCCACGUGCUGCGUGCUGGAGGAUGGGAGUUAUGGCUGCUGCCCUAUGCCCAAUGCUGUGUGUUGUUCAGAUAAACUCCACUGCUGCCCAGAGGGCACAACCUGUGACCUGGAAGAGAGCACCUGUCUGUCUCAGAAUGGCUUAACCUCCAUGGCUGUCAAAUUCCCUGCCACAGUGACUCCCACAUAUAUACCGAGGAGAGUCAGUGCUGUGGCCUGCAACGGCUCCGUGGCCUGCGCCGAUGGGACCACCUGUUGUAAAUUAGUGGAUGGACAAUGGGCCUGCUGCCCCCUGCCCAAGGCGGUGUGCUGUGACGACCAUCUCCACUGCUGCCCCCACGACACCGUGUGCAACCUGGCGGAGGGCACGUGCGACGACCCCUCGUCGGGCUCCGCCCUGGCCACCCUGCUGGACAAGGCGCCCGCCUUCAGCCAUGCCUCGAAAGACAACAGAUGUGACGAAAGCACGUCGUGCCCGGGCGAAUACACGUGCUGCAAGACCGCCACGGGAAAAUGGGCCUGUUGCCCCUUGCCCAAUGCGGUGUGUUGUGACGACCUCAUCCACUGCUGUCCCCACGGCACGGUGUGCAACCUGAAGGCCAGUACCUGUGACGACCCCGCCGGGUCCUCCGUGCCCUGGGUGCCCAAGCUGCCGGGGCUACACCCAGGCCUCACCCAGGCCAGCGCCUCCUCAGUCCCCCCAGCCAAGAACAUGUGUGACCCCCACACCAGCUGCCCCAAAGACACCACCUGCUGCUUCAUGAACAAGUCCGGGAAGUGGGGAUGCUGCCCCCUGCCGAAGGCUGUCUGCUGUUCAGACGGAGACCACUGCUGCCCUAGUGGAUACAUCUGUGACGACCACAAGGGCACCUGCACCAAGGGCCUCGCCACCGUCCCCUGGUACCCCAAGGAGAGUGCUCUGACGGAGGAGGGCGCCACGUCCAAAGACGUGAAGUGUGACGACAAGAGCAGCUGCGCCUCGGGGACCACCUGCUGCAAGCUGCCCACCGGAGAAUGGGGCUGCUGUCCCCUGGUCAAGGCGGUUUGCUGUGCGGACCAAGAGCACUGCUGCCCCCAGGGCUACAGCUGCAACAUGCAGACGGGGACGUGUGACAAGAAGGUGGAGGGUCCGGCCCUCAGCCGCGCACCGAUGACCCGCGUCACGGCCGGCGACGCGGGGGUAGACGCGAAGUGUGACGCGGACGGACGCUACCGCUGUCCCGAACGGCAGACCUGCUGCAAAACGUCUCCCACGGAGUGGUCCUGCUGCCCCGCGCCACAGGCUGUAUGCUGUGCAGAUGCCAAGCACUGCUGCCCCAUGGGAUACAUGUGUGACCUUGAGCAGGGAGGUUGCUCCCAGCCGGCUGGCUCGUCCUGGGACAUGGUUUUCACUCCGAGCAAAAAGAAAGAUUUUCUUCCUUUUGGACUCUGAGCAGAAGCAGAACUAACGUAAUGUCAAACCGUAAGAGGAACACACAAACACUUAACUGAGAAAGGGACAGACUUUCCAUUUCCACCAUCUGCAUCGUUUAGUUUUUUCCUUUUAAAUUUGGGGUGUUUUUUUAAUUUUAUUUCUUAAUUGGUGUACAUAUACAAGUCAAGAUGUAAGCAUCCAUGCAAUCCACUCCAAGUUGUGGCUUGUCCGGAUGUCCCUCUUAAUGUGUUUUAGAUUACUUCGGCCCCUUAUCAUGCCAUUUUCUCUAUGCAAAUGAGAAACAUGAAUGUAUUAUAGGCUCUUGUUCGAACAAGAACUGUCACUCUCACUGUUUUGAAAGAUAUUAUACAUAAGCAAUUAUUGUAUUCCAACCUCUUUCAAGAACACCACGACAUAAGAAGUCAGAUUUUCAUCUUUAGCAGAUGCAGGUCGCAAACUACCGUUAGUAACUGACUACUGGUACUGAAAGCACUACAGAGCCACUGAUGGCUGACAGGGUAACUGGGAUUUAAAAUGUGCAUUGGUGGUAUGACGUUUGGCAAAGUUCUUCCUGGCAAAGUUUGUCACCUUUUGUGAGGUGAUUGAUGUUCCAGUCUCAGUCAGCUUUCUGUUCAGUAAAAUGACUGCUGUCACUCAAACUCUGAGGUCAUAGGCACGUUCUUGAGGCUGUCAUAGGCACGUUCUUGAGGCUGUCAUAGGCACGUUCUUGAGGCUGUCAUAGGCACGUUCUUGAGGCUGUCAAUUUUGUAAACUCAUAGGUUACAUUCAGUUGCAUACAAUUUCUUCAAAUUAAUUGCAACAUGAUGAAACCUUUUGAAUCAGUAGUUAUGUCUUGUAGUAACUCAUUGUUGAUUUGAACUGAAGUUUAAUGGACUUGAUCAAUACAAAUUCUAAAUUCAAUGUUUAAUUGGUGCUCUGCAGUCAGCAUGGUUCUACAUGUAAUUUGUCAAUUUGUGGUGCUUGUACAUUAUGAAAGGGAAGCAUAUUGAGCUCAUAGGAAUUAUAUUGGUUUUGAUUUGUACAGUGUUAUUUGGUCUCACAAUUGACACCAAGCACUAUGUCCCAUUACUGUUACACAGCUGUCAAACUAUUCAAACCAGUGCUACAAAAAAAAGCUAUCGGUUGGCACACAAUAAUUGUCAUCUAAUUUCCACAUUUGUCUGCACUGAAUAUAGCUUUUUGUUUUGGAUUUGUCUAUUUCUUUCAAUGAAUGUUAUGUUUUAUGAUGGAUGUGUUUUUAUUUUAUAUCACUAAAGACUGGUUGAAAGCAGCACUGUUGAGUGUGUGCCAGCGGAGGUGAAAUAAAAGUGUUUCAAAUCUUA